This is a messenger RNA of Carcharodon carcharias (great white shark), 7154 nucleotides long. RefSeq names its product mitochondrial antiviral signaling protein (gene mavs). NCBI's taxonomy places the organism in Eukaryota, Metazoa, Chordata, Chondrichthyes, Lamniformes, Lamnidae. The transcript is spliced from 6 exons. The record is from RefSeq and is a predicted model, not a curated record. Bases 154 to 3165 code for a protein of 1003 amino acids.
GGGCUCGGGAGCUGCCACCAGGCAUUGCCUCUCAACUCAAGGUGACUUUACGGGGAAUUGGGGCGCAGUCGGACAAGUGCAACCGAGGAACCAAGGCUGCAAGUGUCAAAAACAUUCGUCACACUUUUACGCCAGGUUUAAAAACAUAUCACAAUGUCGUUUGUGAGUGAAGAGCUAUACAAGUACAUAAGGAGGAGAACGGCAGAUUUUUUUAUAAUAAACACAGUGGAAUUGUUGCCACAUCUUCCUUGCCUUUCUCAGAUGGACCAGGAGAAAAUAAAGGCUGAAGCCAAAUAUGAUGGCAAUGAGGCAUCUGUACCGACUUUAUUGGAUUCCAUUAGAAGACGGAAUAAUUGGGAAAGGCAGCUAAUAAAUGCUUUACGGAAGAAAGACUACAAUCAUCUUGCAGACGAUUUGGAGCGGAAACUUGAAUCUCUUGCUCCAAGAAGAGGGAAUGUUGGUGCUUCUGCUGUAUCGCAUCCCAAUUGUGCUGCUGCUGACUCUUCAAUGGUUCCUGUUGUUCCUCCCCCAAGUGCUCCAGUUCUUGUUUCACUCCCACAACAUCUUUCAAGCUCAGUCACUGUUGACAAUUCAGAAUCCUCUCCUGGAGUCUUCCCUCCGGCAGGCUACUUGCCAACCCAUCCCUCAUCCAAUCAGCCUGCGCUGCAGUCCUCGGCAAGCACACCUGUUGCGCAGACCUCGACUGGCACACCAGUAGUGCAGUCCUCGGCAAAUGCACCCGUAAUGCACUCCUCUGUUGGCACACCUGUAGUGCAGAACUCGGCUGGUACAGCUGUAGUGCAGUCUUCGGCAAAUGCACCUGUAGUGCAGCCCUUAGCUGGCACGCCUAUAGUGCAGUCCUCAGCAAAUACAUUUAUAAUGCAGUCCUCUGUUGGCACACCUGUAGUGCAGAACUCGACUGGUACAGCUAUAGUGCAGUCUUCGGCAAAUGCACCUGUAGUGCAGCCCUUGGCUGGCACGCCUGCAGUGCAGCCCUCAGCAAAUACAUAUGUAAUGCAGUCCUCUGUUGGCACACCUGUAGUGCAGAACUCGACUGGUACAGCUGUAGUGCAGUCUUCGGCAAAUGCACCUGUAGUGCAGCCCUUGGCUGGCACGCCUGCAGUGCAGCCCUCAGCAAAUACAUAUGUAAUGCAGUCCUCUGUUGGCACACCUGUAGUGCAGAACUCGACUGGUACAGCUGUAGUGCAGUCUUCGGCAAAUGCACCUGUAGUGCAGCCCUUAGCUGGCACGCCUGUAGUGCAGUCCUCAGCAAAUACAUCUAUAAUGCAGUCUUCUGUUGGCACACCUGUAGUGCAGAACUCGACUGGCCCACCUGUAGUGCAGUCUUCAGUUGGUGCACCUGUAGUGUCUUCCUCAGCACCUGCUGCCAACCUGCAGCCCGUGGUUUCAUUAGCUUCAAACACUUCUACUGCAUCGUCUUCUGUGUCUUCGACUGCCUCUAAUUCCGUCCCUCAGUGUCCUUCCAUAGAGUUUAAAAUGCCAAUUCAAGAAAUGGGAAAGUCAGUGGAUAGAGAAGGAAGCAAAGAUGACAAGCUGCCUGUGCAGGAGAUGAUGGUUCCUUUUGAUCAUUCAAAGCCCAAUGGUGCUAUCCAACCUCCAAAGAAUCAGACCAUAAAUUCAGAUCAGAACAACUCUGGUGAGAAAAGACAAGUGAAAGAAAUAUUCGUCCCCAAUACUGAUCAAGCUAAGAGAGAAAUGAAAAACAGGCAAGAUAAAGCAGAAAUCCCUUCAACAUGCAGACAAGUGCACCCACUUAGACCUCUGUAUCAGUCAAAUGAUGAUUCUCAGGAUAUUGAUAAACCAGAAAUAUUGAGGAGUGAUAUUCAGAACACACAAUCAGCAACUGAAGUUGCCUCUAAUUUGUCUGAAGGUGGCUGUUCAAUAACAAGUAGCGAUUUACAGCUCAGUGAAAGUACGGUAGAUAAUUCAAGAACCAAUGAUGCAGACAGUUCCCUGCCGCUCUUCAGCCCUAAUCAAAGAGAAUUGCCUGAACAGGCCCACCCUUUGAGUUUGGGUGAUGGUGGAGCUCAUGUUUCUUGUGAUUUCAGUGACAAAAACUCAAUUAAGGAACAAAAGAUUCAAGCACUACAAGGUUACCAGAAUGAUUCACAUCAAAGGAGCUUUUAUGAUGUUCACCAACCAUUGAAUAUACAGUUGAAUUUUGAUGCUCAGAAUAAAAUACAUGGAAUAGGUGAAGGUAUAGACUCUCAUCAGAAAGACAUUUUAAAUCAAAACAUAAAUGUUGAGUACAAGCCUACGGCUUUUCAGAUGAGUAACAUUAAAAUUGCACAAAGUGUUCCUGCACCUACAGGAACACACCCUGUUGAUAAUAGGGCUGACUCCGAAGUUCAAUUCAUGAAAAAUGUGCAAGUAAAUAACACCAUAGGUUCAAUUUCCAGAAGUGACCAAUUGCUAAUUUCUUCUGAUACUGGUAGCUCUUUUGGAGACAGUUCGGUUAAUGAUGACUCAGCCAAUGAGCCAAGUGUUUAUGUGGAACAAGGCUCCCAAAAUGCAAACUUACUGAACAAUAAUCCACCACUUCAGUCAUUUCAGUUACUUGGAAUGCAAGAAUCAGGUCAGAUUGGUGACAUGGAUGCUUCUCAAGAAAAUGCACUAAAACAAACUACUGAGCAUGGAUGCGAACUGGAUCCUAUUGGAGAUUGGAAUGUUCAUUUUGAUUGUAACGAGUCAUAUGCAAACAGGUUUACAGGGACAGAAUUGGAUAAAAAUUCAAGCCUGGAAGUAAAUGUUGUAAGGAGAGGAGGUCCAUUGAACCCUUGUGAAGUGAGUCACAGUAAAUGUGACACCAACCCGGAUGUAGGAGAUGCAUGUAUAUGCAAUGAGGAUACUAAAGAACCUAUUGGACAUAUUUAUCAGGAACCUGAUAAGAAUAAUGAAACGGGCAAUGAUCACGAAUUUGAAACGGCAAACUUGGGAGAUGUUUACAGGCGCGAUGUUGGGAAGAGCUCUAUUGAUGCUUUGUCCACUGAGCAUGUUUCUUUGGCCUCAAAGAAAAGGUCACAAGCCAGACAGCCGGUAAACUCAAACUGGGAUUUACCACAGUCUAAUUAUCUAUUUCUAUCAAUGUCAGUUCUGGUAUUAUCAGUUGUUGCUGCAUGCAUAUGGAAGUGCUAUCGUAAUUAGGGACCAGUGUGACCUGAGCAAUUUCAUGAAUUAAAAUUUAAUGUUGAAGUGAUUUUAAAAUUACAAUAUAAUUUCAGUUAGUUGUUCAGGAGUAGGAGAAUAAUUUGCUUUUUGCCCUGGGAAAUGUUCUUGCUCAUUGCACUUUUACUGCAAAUCUAUAGUUGGAACCUUUUCAGCAUAUCCGACUCACACAGAAAACACCAAUAAUUGACACAAAUGCCUCUUUUGUAGUUCAGUCAAUUGUUUGCAAAAGUAAAAGCAAAUUAUAACAAUUUAAAAGCAAAAUUACCAUGAACAAAAUAAUUAUUCCAAUUGGCAUUUUUCUGCAGUUUGCUCGUACAGUUUCUUCAAAGAUGUUGACUCAUGCUUGACAAUUUAGAAUUUGAAUUUUAAAGCAGCCUGCUUCCUUUCUCUAAAUGAUCAUUUAAAUUUGUUAUCUUUUCCUUGGCAUACCACUUCUUUAAUUUGUAUUAGUUUAAAGACCUGCCCUCGGGCUGAAUGUCAAGAAGGUCAGUGCCAUUAGUCUUGUUGAAUUGCCACGGCUUGUUUCCAUUCCAGAUGCAAUUCCUCAGGCUCAGCCAAUCAUGUGAAACGUUGGUGUUCUGUGCAACAGUGAGCCGAGCUGAGCUUCAAAUCAUAUAUUCGAUCGUUGCCAUGACUGCUCAUUUUUAUUUCUGUAAACUUAUCCAUCUCCAUCCCUUCGUCAGCCCACCCCAAUCCACACAGCUGAAACCCUUAGCCAUGGGUUUGACACCUCUAGAAUCUAUUUCUCUUUCUCUUUUGUUCUCUGCAUUGAUCUCCCAUCCUCCAACCUCCAGAAGCUCCAGUUGGUCCAAAAAUACAACCACCUGUUCCAGGUCAAGAGCCAAGUUCUUGUCCUCACUGACUUGCAUUGGUUUCCAAUGCUCCAGUGCAUUAAAUUUAAAAUUUUCGCCCUGUUCUUCAAAUCUCUCCAUGGCCUAUUCCAUUCUAUUUUUGCAACUUCCUUCUGCCUUACAACGACAGCCACCAUCGUUGCCAUUAAAACUGUCCCAUGGUCUCUGCAGAGGUUUGUGGGAAAACAAACAACAAGCCAAAAGAGGAGAGCUCAAGACCCAGACUUUUGCCACAACGGAGAGCCUCUCCAUUGUAGUGAAAAUAGCAGAACUGCCGGAAAAUUGGAAGUCCCUCCCCCCGAACCCGGCAUUUCCCAUUUUUGCAGCGGGGGGGCCAGAUGGAUUUCACACAUGUUUUUUACGGCGGUAGCUGGCCUUUUAAAUCAUCAGCUCCCCCACUCUAAUCGGUUUUUGGUAGCCUCGGAGUGUGAAACCUGAAGUAUGCGGAGUAGGCCUGGUAAGAGCAGGUCUGAAUUUGGUGUUUUUCUUUGAAUAGCCAGGAGAGCCCUUUGGAGAGGUAGGGUAUCCCUGUGGAAUGUGCCUUAAAAUGUUAUUCAUAGCCCCAGAAGUGGCACAAAACUGUCUUCCCUUAACCCAAGGGAGUAGGAGAGUGGGUUUCUGGUCUAGCAAGGCAAUUAUUAUUGCUGCUACUGACUCGUGCACCCAGGUGCUAGGAAGAACUUUGUGCUUGUGAAGGGCACAUGGCGCUUCCUAUGAAGGAAUACUGAAGAUGGGCGUGGCACCCUAGUACACAGAGGCCAUAGAAGCCAGUCACCGUGAACAGCCAGAGGUCAGAGGGAGCACAGAAGGUCAGGAGGAAGAGGCCAUUUCCUGCGCACUAGGAAAAAGGAGAGGCAGGGCAACCAGGUACUGCCCUAAGGCAGCGUGUAUAGACCUGGGACAUCCUAUCUCAAUAUGAUGGAGAACCAGUGCUGAAGGUGACUGAGGCCAAGUGGUGAGGUUGUGACAGACAUAUUUCGCAUGGUCCAUAACAACCCAAGUCACAACCCAUCAAUUCCUGUGCCCUGCUAGUGGCUGUGAAGGUAAUUGUCACUCUCAACGUCUACGCCACAGGACCUUUCCAGGGAUCCGAAGGAGACCAGUCUGGUAUAUCCCAAUCAGCAGCACACAGUUAUAUUAAGGCUGCAACUAAUGCCCUGUUUACUAGUGUUGGGGGGGGGUCACAUUAAUUUCCCUGUAGAUUCGGUGUCUCAGACACAGAGAGCAUGGUCUUUGCCCAAUUGGCAGGCUUCCCUCAGGUGCAGGGUGUGAUUUAUUGCACCCAUGUUGCCGUAUAGGCCCCGACACAACAUGUGGGCACUUUUAUCCACCAGAGGUCCUUCCACUUGAUCAAUGUACAUGUGGUUUGUGACCACAAGGUUUUCCUUCGUGUGUUUGCAAGGUUCCCUGGCAGCUGACACAACUUCAUACUAAUGAGUUCCCAACUCCUCUACCUGUUUCAUCCACCAAUGGAUCUGUAGUUGUUUUCUAGAGGACAAGGGCUACUGCUUAAGAACUUGGCAAAUGACCCCCUUUAGGAGCCCACAAACAUUGGCAGAGUACAAUUACAACAACAACAACCAUGUUGUCACCAGGUAUACCAUCAAGCAGGCAUCUUAAAGAUGCGCUUCAGGUGCCUUGAUCGCUCAUGUGGAGCUCUACAAUAUGUUCCAACAAGGGUAUCGAGAAUAUUAAUGGUGUGCUGCAUGCUGCACAACAUUGUGUAGUGGAGGAGCCUACAAAAUGAUGACGAUGACGGCGUGGGCAGAGCUCCAACCUCUGAGGAGGAGGAAGAUGAAGAAGAAGCCCCGGUCCGUUAGUAGGAUUCCGAAAUGGAUUAGGAGGCCGCUAAUGGAAAAGCAGCUGGGAGGCAUGGCCUGUAGCCCAGGCUAACUCUGUGCAGGUCAGGAUCAUCGCCAAAUGGGCCCUUGUGCAAAAUAGAUUCUCAUAAGGUCCUCCGAUAUCACAGUUGCCAUCAUCCAGAUCCCUGGUGAUGAACUUCCAGCUAAAGAAUCUUGUACAUUGAUUCCACAAUUACUCAAGGGACUCUCGAUCCACCACAAGGGAGAGAAUAAACAUUAAUGAGGUGCCUGCACCGAUGCCAAUGUGUAACACUGCAUGAAUGCACUGCACCCAGCACUCAUGCUUGAGAUAUACCUGCUGCCCAGCAGCAGUUUGUGGACUCUGAUCAUUGAGUGUCCCUUAAAGUUAAGCUUGAAUGGACAAUGAAAGUUACAAGGAGCAUCAGUGCUGGAGCUUUUGAACUCUGGAAUCUCAUGUGGUACAGCAGUGAAGGAAGAAGGCCCCCAAAGCAUCACAAAUCAGCUGACAAUCUUGAUCCUGUUGACGACACAUCGAGAUGGACCUCAGCAUGCUGCCCUCAUUACUACUGGCAAAAUUUACAAUUGGUGGCUUAAUUUCCAACAGCAGAGGAAAUAUUCCAUCAGACUAUUGGACAGCACAGCAUUUGCUGCAAUCCAGUCAUCAGAUACAACACAGUGCGAAUCAGAAGUAAAAUCUGAGUGUUGGAUAAAAUCCAUCCAGUAAAUAAUUCUGAUUGGAGUCAGUAUCUGUUUUAAGGCAUGCACUUUAUUAUUCAGAGCUGAAUUGUAGCAAUUGCAUUCAUGAGUCAUGCAAUCAAAAAUAAAUCUGUCUGUGGAAGAGAGGCAAGUUGUGCAAGCAGCUUACUCUGAAUUUUAACCAUGGAGAAAUAGAAUAUAAAACUUUAUUGGCAGAAAAAACACUGAAUGGGUUCAGGAGGGCAUUUUCACAUAACAAUACAGAGGAGAAAGUGAAGGUUUGACAUCGGAUAGAAUGGGAAUAAUUGCAAGGUCAACACAAAUGCUGAUUGUUAAUAAAGGCAAAACCAAAUUUACAAAGUAUGACAAAACAUAUGCUUCAGCUAACAAACUUCCUGGCUGUGACAUUAUACGGUUGCAAAUGUGACCACUGAAAGGAUUGCAGGAAAGAACGAACUUGCAUUUACAAGGGUUCUGACAAAAAGCCAUUGACUUGAAAUGUAAACUGUUUCUCUCUCCAGAGACCCUGCCUAGCCUGCUGAGCAUUUCCAGCAUUUUCGGUUUUUAUUCCUCAAAUAAAUUCCUACCCUAUGUA